Messenger RNA from Misgurnus anguillicaudatus (oriental weatherfish), 2913 nucleotides. It is a transcript of the gene asb7, whose product is annotated as ankyrin repeat and SOCS box containing 7. NCBI's taxonomy places the organism in Eukaryota, Metazoa, Chordata, Actinopteri, Cypriniformes, Cobitidae. The record is from RefSeq and is a predicted model, not a curated record. Gene Ontology annotation, biological process: intracellular signal transduction. Gene Ontology annotation, molecular function: protein binding.
CGUGUUUGACAGCUUAAAUCCGAUUGGUCGCUGCUGUUUGAAGCCUUGGAGAUGAUGUUCAUGGCUACCUGAUUGUAUUUUUAAUAUAAUGGAGUUAGAUGUGAAUAUGGAUGCAGAACACAAGGACUGUUUCAGAUCUACGAGACAUUAAUGAAAGGGACAUAGGCACAUGUGACCCUUGUACUGCGAGAUGUGACAGGAUGCUGAACCAUCACUGCAGAAGGAACCCGGAGUUACAGGAGGAGCUGCAGAUCCAGGCAGCGGUGGCGGCUGGUGAUGUCUACACUGUCCGUAAGAUGCUGGAGCAGGGAUACUCGCCCAAGAUCAGAGAUGCCAACGGCUGGACGUUGCUGCACUUCUCAGCAGCAAAGGGAAAGGAGCGCUGUGUGCGCGUUUUCCUCGAACAUGGAGCUGAUCCCACAGUGAAGGAUUUCAUCGGAGGCUUCACUGCCCUACAUUACGCUGCCAUGCACGGCCGUGCCCGCAUCGCUCGCCUAAUGCUGGAAUCGGAGUAUCGCAGCGACAUCAUCAACGCCAAGAGCAAUGACGGCUGGACUCCUCUACACGUGGCAGCUCAUUACGGCCGUGAUUCCUUUGUGCGUCUCCUACUAGAGUUCAAAGCUGAGGUGGACCCGCUCAGCGAUAAAGGCACGACGCCACUUCAGCUCGCGAUCAUCCGCGAACGAUCCAGCUGCGUGCGAAUUCUGCUCGAUCACAACGCCAACAUAGACAUUCAGAACGGCUUCUUGUUGCGUUACGCCGUCAUUAAAGGCAACCAUUCGUACUGUCGUAUGUUCCUGCAGCGUGGAGCAGACACUAACCUGGGCCGACUGGAGGAUGGACAGACACCCUUGCACCUGUCGGCCCUUAGAGACGAUGUGCUGUGCGCGCAGAUGCUGUACACGUACGGAGCCGAUACAAACACGCGCAACUACGAGGGCCAGACCCCUGUGGCCGUUUCAGUCAGCAUGUCUGGCCUCAGUCGGCCCUGUCUGGACUUCCUGCAAGAGGUUACAAGGCAACCCAGGACUUUGCAAGAUCUGUGCAGGAUAAAGAUCCGUCAGUGUAUCGGCCUUCAGAGCUUAAAAUUUCUGGAAGAUCUCCCCAUUGCCAAGGUCAUGAAGGACUACCUGAAACACAAGUUCGACAAUGUUUGACAGAGGCCCACAUUCACUGAGCGAUCCUUUAGGUUCCCUAAGACUAUGCAAACUCAUUUCUUUUUCUACUUGAAACCUCUGAAAGCAAGUGCACAGUUUUGUACAAUUGUGUCGGUACAGAGUGAAAAUGCAUAUUUACGGAGUAAUGACUGUGAAACUGGAGCACUGUACGGCCAAGUUGAUGUGUUACUCGUAUGCUUGGUUUGUGAACCAUGGGGGCAUGCCGGGUGAAAUUUCGUAACCAUGUGAGAGAUACAUUUAGGGGAAAUUAUGAAGUUUGAUAAGUACCAAAUAUCUUUUUUUUUAUUAAGAAGGCCUUUGUAAGGAUUUAAACUUUCUAUUGUCUAAAAUCUCAGACAAGGAAAAGAUGAAUCCCUUCAUGUCGCCCCAUUUUAUAGUAAUAAAAAAUGCAUGCAGUGACCGUAUAUUUUUUGCUCCUGAGAAAUAAUUUGAAGUCUUUUUGUCAAUCAGGUUAUAAACAUUAUAAUAGCUGUUAAGAAUUCAAUUCAGUUUGUAUUUUUUUUAUCAUAGCAAAAGCAAGUUGUCCUCAUGUUUAAAAAUGGUUUAUUUUCAUUUAAAUCAGUUUAAUUUUAUAAUUCAACCAUGAAUCCGAGCCAGAUUUAUUUUCUUCAGUGUCAAAGGUGCUUGGCUUAAGUUUUUCAUUUAAAGGUAUAGGAAAAGGUAUAGUCAUGACACGUUUAUAUAGGUGAACAUGUAUACACUCAUUAACAAAGAUUAUGUAAAUAAAUGCGUAUGUACAGCAGAUAUUUUUAGACUAUUUAAGCCACAAGCUUGUGUUAUCAAAAUGUUUAGAAAUUUUGUUAAGUGAUUCUGUGUUUUUCAUGUGACCUGUCAAGGGCUUUGAUGUGAGAACGUUUGAACCUGUAAUUAAAAGAUUGACAGAAUCAUUUACGUUAUUUUUGAUGCUUAAUUUAAAAUGAAUUGGCCGUAGCUUUUGGUUUAUGCUUCUAAAAACAAUCUUCAGUAUCAAAUACUUUUUUCCAGUUUUUCCUAAUCUAGCAUAACUAAAUGCACUUCAUUUAAACAAAUAAAAACAUUUGUUACGCCCUCUUGUAACGUCUGCAUAGCAUUAAGUUGGCACUUGCGAUCAUUUCAUUCCAUUAAAACAUCAAUCAAGGUGAAAAAGAGUUUUGGAAACUAAUGUUGACCACUUUUAAAAAUGUUAGCCUGAGUACUCUAAACAUACUUUUUCACUAUUAAUCUAGUAUUUUUUUCAAGCCAGGUCUAACACUAGCUGCCUUUAUUUUCAUUCACGCAGUAGAGCUCCGGCAUUUCACCACAUCAUAAUAAACACGCUUCAAGUGCAUUAAAUCCACCUGCCACAACAUUAUGUUAUUUGUGUCUCUGUGUGCAGUUUUUCUUUUUUACUACAGUUGCAUUGUUGUUGGUAUGACUUUGCUGUAUGUGUUUGUCUGACUGAAACAAUCUCUGAAUGAGUGCUUGUUACCGUAACGUAUUGAACUUCAGAACAGGCUUCGGGUGAUGUAUUUCAUACCACAGGGAUUGCUUGAGCUUUCUGAGUUGUCUUUAAUAAUCGGAGGUCUUCCAAAACUUCAACUACUGAAUGUAUAUAAUCUGCUGUUGGCCGAUUUUCAAGUGUACAGUUGUGUGAAUAAAUGGAUCUCAUAAUGUCCUCAUUUGUUAAUUUUUGAAGCAGUAAUUGUGCCGUGCCCAUGGAUUUGCAUUUUUUUUUCAAAAGUUUGAUGAUUUCGUAAUAAAAUGUCUGAUAAACGCA